AUGGAUCUCUGCUGCUUCCCGAAGCUGCUGGAUCCGGCCGAGACCUUCCUCUGUUGCCUUCCCCUGGGCGCCGGGGUGAAGCUCCUGAUGUGGCCACACCACGCGCUCACGCUCUACACAGUCGCCACAGCCGCGGAGAACCUGAUCGCUGGCGACCUGGGAGCGACUGGAACAUCUCAAAUGUUCGAAACCAUCUGGUCUCUGAUCGGAGUCCCGAUCAUCACGGCGGGCCUUUGGGGAGUCCACCAUCGGUUGGAGCCGCAUGUGCGACUCUACUGGUAUUACUUAGUCCUGAGCUUCUUCAUUGACAUGUACUAUGUCGUCGACAUCUUCCUUCUGCGCGACGCCUGUGUCCACCUAGCCUUGGACGUCCAAGGCCGGCAGGGCCAGGCCUUCGCCUGUGGCGUCGCUCGGAGUGUGAGCACCGCCAGCGCCGUGGUUCUUACCCUCGUCUUUCUGUACCUCAUCUACAUCGUCUGGAGCUGGUGUGAGGACGUGGAAGGCACCGGCGCCGCAGACGCCAUGGCCAGCUUGUUGGACCUGGCAGAGGGCAAAAGGCGGCCGCAACGCCUUGGCUGGUCGCCAAAUGACCUGCCAGAGCUGAUUGGCCCCAGCUUGGACGCUACCGCCUCCAUCAUUUCUGGGGCUGGCAUCUUCUACGGUUCCAUCAGCAAUGCCAUCAACAAAGAAGCCAAGAUGGUGGGCCAGUUCGUCGUAGAGGAGGUUGGCGACAUCGAGCGCUACGCGACAGGCCUUGAGCAGCGCUGA
Molecule: messenger RNA, 768 nt
Organism: Symbiodinium sp. CCMP2456
Lineage: Eukaryota; Dinophyceae; Suessiales; Symbiodiniaceae
Source: the annotation of a GenBank genome assembly